Molecule: messenger RNA, 1545 nt
Organism: Apiotrichum porosum
Lineage: Eukaryota; Fungi; Basidiomycota; Tremellomycetes; Trichosporonales; Trichosporonaceae
Gene: TUP1
Product: general transcription repressor
Exons: 5
Coding region: 1-1545 (514 amino acids)
Molecular function (GO): protein binding
Source: RefSeq, a predicted model, not a curated record
AUGCAACGUCUUGGCGAGUGGUUCGAGUUGAUCAAAAACGAGUUUGAGAACGUCGCCCAGGACAACGCCAUCUGGAAGGCGCAGCGAGAUGAGUAUGAGGCACAAAUGGCCCAGCAGAUCACCGAGUUGGGCAUGAUCAGGAAAACGCUCUACGAGCUUGAGGGGACACACGCCAAGGUCCGGCAAGAGUACGAGGCCGAGAUUGCUCGUCUGCGUCGCGAACUGGAGACUCGCGGUCCUCCAGGAAACGGCCCAGCACCCAACUCGCCUCCUCACCUCCCUGCACCAGGAGGUCAGGAGCGUGACGGCGGACCAGGCUACCCAUCGCUCCCCGGACCUCCUCUAAACGGCGGAGAGCCUGGUGCUUCGCGCUCCCCAUACCCACUGGCCCCCAUCCCACGCCCCGCGUCCACCAGCAUUGACCGCAAAGAGUCGCGAUCAGUCGCUCCCCCGGGGAGUCCUCCCCCGCACCUCUCCGACCUCGACCCAGACAAUGUAUCGCGCGAGCUGAAGAAGGAAGGCUCAGACUGGUUCGCCAUCUGGUCUCAGACUACCAAAAAGGUCCUCGACGUGUCGCUCGUCCACUCCCUCGUCCAUGACACUGUCGUUUGCUGCGUCAAGUUCUCGCACGACGGAAAGUGGCUCGCUACUGGCUGUAACCGCACAGCCCAGAUCUACGACACCAAGACUGGCGCCAAGACCUGCGUCCUGCUCGACGAGUCGGCUACCCGCACAGGGGACCUCUACAUUCGCAGCAUCUGCUUCAGCCCCGACGGCAAGUACCUCGCCACCGGUGCCGAGGAUCGCCAGAUUAGGGCCCAGCGCAUCCGCCAUCUUCUCCAGGGCCACAUGCAGGAGAUCUACUCGCUCGACUUUAGCCGCGACGGCCGCUUCCUCGUCUCGGGCUCUGGGGACAAGUCUGCUCGUGUGUGGGACAUUGAAAAGGGCCAGUGUGUCUUUGACCUGCGCAUCGAGGACUUUAUCCACAACGAGCAGGGUCCCAUCGACGCCGGCAUCACCUCUGUCGCUCUGUCGCCCGACGGCAAGCUCGUUGCCGCCGGGUCUUUGGAUACCAUGGUCCGUGUCUGGAACGUGCAGACUGGCCACCAGGUGGAGCGCCUCAAGGGUCACAAGGACUCGGUCUACUCGGUCGCCUUCUCCCCCGACGGCAAGUGCCUCGUCUCGGGCUCACUCGACCGCACUCUCCGCGUCUGGGACCUCUCACAGACCAAGCGUGCCCUCGACUCGCUCCCCCCCGGUUCAAAGGAGCCUGUCGAGAAGGGUCUCGGCACCUGCGCGUCCACUCUCAACGGCCACAAGGACUACGUUCUCUCGGUCGCCAUCUCGCCCGACGGACAGUGGGUCGUCUCGGGUUCCAAGGACAGGUCGAUCCAGUUCUGGAACAUCCACAGCGGCCAGGCCCAGUUCAUGCUCCAGGGCCACAAGAACAGUGUCAUCUCCAUCGACCUGGCCCGCAGCGGUGGUCUCCUGGCCUCGGGAUCGGGCGACUGCCACGCACGUAUCUGGAGCUAUGGCCCCGUGUAG